AUGCCAGAUUUAUUAAAUGCAGUAAUAGAUGGAGCAAGGACUUCCGAAUAUUCCGUUAAUAAUCUUGCCGAUAUCCCAUCUGGACCCGUAGCUUUCGAUGUGGAUAGAUUAUUUAGCAGACGACAAACUUCUUCAAUCGAAACAUCAGAAAACUCAGUUGGAGUUAUAGGGACAGUGUUUGAUGGAGGGAAACAUGG
Molecule: messenger RNA, 197 nt
Organism: Paramuricea clavata
Lineage: Eukaryota; Metazoa; Cnidaria; Anthozoa; Malacalcyonacea; Plexauridae
Source: the annotation of a GenBank genome assembly